Molecule: messenger RNA, 3967 nt
Organism: Pogoniulus pusillus (Red-fronted tinkerbird)
Lineage: Eukaryota; Metazoa; Chordata; Aves; Piciformes; Lybiidae
Gene: SREK1
Product: splicing regulatory glutamic acid and lysine rich protein 1
Exons: 11
Coding region: 1154-2845 (563 amino acids)
Cellular component (GO): nucleoplasm
Molecular function (GO): RNA binding
Source: RefSeq, a predicted model, not a curated record
AAUUUAACAUAAAAUAAAUGUAAAUAGGAAGCAUGUGAAAAAAAAAUGGGUACUGUUAUUUUAUCUUUUCUAUUCCACCCAUACUUCAUACAAAUUAAGUUUCAUUUAGAUUUGUUUUGUUCUUUGGUCAUACUGCUUGAACCGAAGCAGUAAAAGCCACUAGCAUAGUGUUUGUCAGACCUUGAUUUUAGUACACUGUUCAAAUAAAAGCAUUAAUUUAAGUGAAGUGCACAAGGUAAUACCAAAGGACUCGGCUGGAUAUCAUACAUACAGUUAUGUCAGUAAACUUGAGUAGAUUAUAGAUGGCAAGUAAUUAGAGCUUCUUUCUCCAGUGUUUCAGUUCAGUGUUUUAUGUUUGUACCAGUUCAAAUCCCAUUGCUUUUCAAAUUUAAUAUGUACAUUUCAUUGUAAUAAUGAAUGUGUAACUAUUAAAACUUAUAUUUUUGCAGGGUUCAUUUAGUAAUCUGAUUUUAACUAACGUCUGAAACGUGAAUUUAAUUCAGACUAUUAUAUUUUUAGCAUGACAGGGAGUGUAAUCUUGUUGAGGUAGUAGAAAAUACAUAUUUAGGAAAAUAUAACUUGCUUAGUUGAUCAGUUAACUAUUUUCUUCAACAUCAAUAAAUACAAAGCUAAUUUAUCAAAAUUUCAGAUAAAUUGAGGAAGCCUGGAAUGUGAGACAUUACAAAUCUAAUUUUUUUUCUCUUCUCAGCCUUCAUCUUCACUUGUAGUAUGGUUCGUGAGGAGUCACAGUAGCUCAGUAGUUUUUCUAUUUUACUAAUUUUUACGUCCAGUGUAGGUAGCACCAAAAGGAUUUUUAAAACACAGGAUUUCAGUUAGCGCAUACUUUGGUUUUUUUGCGUCUCUCUCUCUCUCUCUUUUUUUUUUUUUUUUACUGAUUUGGUUAUUUGCCGUUUCUGGGGAUUAAACUUUAAAAAAUGUUCUUCUUUUCUGUAUCUGAUGUUCUGUGUGCUAUUAGUGAUGCAGCCAACACGAACGGUUGUCAUGUGUAAAACAACUUUCGAUCACCGCGAAAACAUCGCCCUGGGAAAGCGUCCAUGCUUGAUAUCGUUUGGUUCAUGAACAUUAAGUUUCCAGUACAGGUAAAAUCCCAGAUGAAGCCAAAGCCCUUUCUCUGUUGGCUCCUGCUCCUACUAUGACAAGCCUGAUGCCUGGUGCAGGGUUGCUUCCUAUACCUACACCAACCCCUUUGACUACACUUGGUGUUUCACUUGGCACUUUGGGCGCUAUACCAGCAGCAGCAUUGGACCCGAACAUUACAGCACUGGGAGAAAUACCACAGCCACCAAUUAUGGGGAAUGUGGAUCCAUCCAAAAUUGAUGAAAUCAGGAGAACGGUCUAUGUGGGAAACCUGAAUUCCCAGACUACAACAGCAGAUCAACUGCUUGAAUUCUUCAAGCAAGUUGGAGAAGUCAAAUUUGUACGGAUGGCAGGUGAUGAGACGCAACCAACACGAUUUGCUUUUGUGGAAUUUGCUGACCAAAAUUCUGUACCUCGAGCUCUUGCCUUUAAUGGAGUUAUGUUUGGAGACAGGCCACUGAAAAUAAAUCACUCCAAUAAUGCAAUAGUGAAGCCUCCAGAAAUGACACCACAAGCUGCUGCCAAGGAACUGGAAGAGGUGAUGAAGAGAGUAAGGGAAGCUCAGUCUUUCAUAUCUGCUGCUAUUGAGCCAGAGUCUGGAAAGAGCAGUGAAAGAAAAGGCGGUCGAUCUCGUUCCCAUUCUCGUUCAGAAUCCAGGUCUAGCUCAAAAUCCCGAUCUAGAAGGAAAAGGUCACACUCAAAACACAGAAGUAGAUCUGGCAACAGAUCACUCUCAAGACACAAGGACAGACGCAGAUCUAGAAGCCCUCUGAAAAAACGGUCUAGGUCUAGGGAAAGGCGAAAAUCAAGAAGUCGCUCUCGUUCUCGGGACAAGAAAAGAGACAAAGUCAAAGAAAGAGAAAAAAAUAAAGAAAAGGAGAGAGACCGAGACAAGGAGAAGGAGAGAGACAGAGACAAGGACAGAGAAAGAGAGCGAGAUAAAGAAAGAAACAGGGAGAAGGAGAAGGACAGGGAGAGAGAUAAAGAGCGAAACAAAGAUCGAGAGAGAGUCAGAGACAAAGACAGGGAUAGAGAAAGAGACAAAGAUAAGGACAAGGACAGGGAAAAGGAGAAAGAUAAAGAUAAGGAAAAAGAUAGGGAAGAGUUGGACCAGAACAAGGAAAAAGAAGAUACUGACAAAGAUGGGGAGAAGGACAGAGAGAAGAUUAAGGAGAAGGAGGGAGAUAAGGACAAAGGAGGGGACAAAGAAAAGGACAGAGAGAAAGAAAAGGAGAAAGAUGGGGAUAAGGAUAAGGAUCGAGAAAGAGAAAAAGAGAGAGAUGAUAAAAAGAAGAAAGAUAAGAGAUCCAGAACACCCCCAAGAAGUUACAGCUCUUCAAGAAGAUCUCGUAGCUCCAGCAGAGAAAGGCGCAAAAGGAAAAGUAGAAGUCCAUCCAAGUCUCCUAAAACUUCCAAAACAACAAAAAGAAAGUCUUCACGAACUCCUUCUCCAAGAAGAAACAAGAAAGAAAAAAAAAGAGAAAGAGAUACAAAUAAUGAAAGAAGAGAAAGAGAACGCUCCACUUCCAAGAAAAAAAGUAGUAAAGAAAAAGAGGGAAAGGAGAAAUCUGAUAAAAGUAUGACAACUUUCAAGGACAAAGAUCAUGCUAAAGAAGAUCAGAAUUCAGACACUGACAAAGAAGUAGAAAACAGAGAUGCACAAAGGAUGGAUGAAGUCAAACUGCAACAGAAUGGAAACUGUCAACUAAAUGAAGAAAACCUCUCAGUUAAAAUGGAAGAGAUUUAAAGCAAAGAGUGAAACUCUGAUUCAAUUAAGGACUGAAAUCCAAAGCUUUCUAUUUCCUAGAACGAAGAAGAAAAUGUCAAAGCAAUCAAUCUGAACAUAUUGAUAGUACUAGUAGCUCUUCCAAUUCUUGUGAUAGCUUUGUUGUUGUCUUGCUGUGAAGCAAGAGAGCACGGACCAGUAAUUAUGCCGUGAAAAGGCAGAUGCCAUCAGAACUAUUCAUCUCUGAAAACCCAUGCAUUUCUGUGGUGGCUGUACUUAUUUGUAAAAUUAUUUAUGUUAGGGUUUACUUUAAGCUGUUACAAAUAAGUAGAGACUGAAAGAUGUAAACCUGUACUACCCAAAAAAAGCUGGGGAUAUGUGUUGAAGGUUGUUUAAAUUACUACUAGUUCAUGUAUUCUGCUUCAUUUUACCUUGUGGGUUAAAAAAUCCACAAAAACUUCAAUGUGUACUCUUUGAUAUGCUUGGAAAUGAUGUGUCAAUAUCCACACUUUCUUUUGUUGUAAAUGACAGCUGCCAACCCUGGAAAAGGGUUUUAAACAUAAACACAUUUUUACAGUUCUUAUGUUAAUUAUCCAUUGACAGCUAUGUUUUUCCUUUGUUCGCUGCUUGGAAUUCUUAUUUAAAAUAAUUUCAUACUUAUAUCCCUGAAAUUAAUAUUUCUUUUACAUUGUUUGGAGAGUGCAUGCUGCUUCUCUGUUCCUAAAAGGAGCAUUGCUAUGUUAUAGACAAUAGGUUAGCUUACUGGGUUAUUUUGGAGUUGGUUUGCUUUGUCUUCAUUUGUCCUUCCAGAAGUGAGCACAUCUGUACGAUAAAAUUGAAACUUAAAGCUUCGUUUUGAGCAGUACUGCAGUAUCUGUUCAGCUGCAAGUAGUACAGGUGCCAUUAUGAAAAAAAUAAUUUCAUGUUUGUUUAAAAAAGUUACAGGAGCACAAGCAGAAGCUUUAGUGCCUUCUUAAAAUGUGGUAUUUUUUAGAAAUGUAUACGUGCUAUUACUCACUUUAACUUAAAUCUUAACAUGAUUUAUCUCUAUUGCUGUUUUGCUGCCACCAUGCUGUAGACAAGAAUGCAAGUGAUGUGUCAGAAUGGUUGUUUUGAUUCACUUGUUAAAAUACUAAAGCUCCA